Leptonychotes weddellii (Weddell seal) is the source of this 2527-nucleotide messenger RNA. It is a transcript of the gene NPPC, whose product is annotated as natriuretic peptide C. Lineage: Eukaryota; Metazoa; Chordata; Mammalia; Carnivora; Phocidae. Gene Ontology annotation, cellular component: extracellular region. Gene Ontology annotation, biological process: cGMP biosynthetic process; receptor guanylyl cyclase signaling pathway. The record is from RefSeq and is a predicted model, not a curated record. Gene Ontology annotation, molecular function: hormone activity.
UGUCUGCCCGCCCGCCCCGUGCGCCCUCGCUGCCGCGGGUCUGCGCCCCUCGACCCCACCGGCACCAUGCACCUCUCCCAGCUGCUGGCCUGCGCCCUGCUGCUCACGCUACUCUCGCUCCGGCCCUCCGAAGCCAAGCCCGGGGCGCCGCCGAAGGUCCCGCGAACUCCGCCGGGAGAGGAGCUGGCCGAGCCCCAGGCUGCGGGCGGCGGUCAGAAGAAGGGCGACAAAACUCCCGGGGGCGGCGGCGCCAACCUCAAGGGCGACCGGUCGCGACUGCUCCGCGACCUGCGCGUGGACACCAAGUCGCGGGCGGCGUGGGCCCGCCUUCUGCAUGAGCACCCCAACGCGCGCAAAUACAAAGGAGGCAACAAGAAGGGCUUGUCCAAGGGCUGCUUCGGCCUCAAGCUGGACCGGAUCGGCUCCAUGAGCGGCUUGGGAUGUUAGUGCGGCGACCCCUGGCGGCGGGGCUUCGUUUGUCUGAGAUCUUGACUCGCCCCUGCCCAGGAAGAGGUGAUUCUGGCCUUUCGUAGCUUCCAUUGUCGUGGCUUUGCUCUCUUCCGUCCUGUCUAAACAAUGAAGAGAUGGAGCUACAGGCCUCACAUUUUUAGUUCACGUUGAUUUAAGCACCGACCUCAAACUUUAGAAUCUAAACAAAUGUUAUUCAGUCGGUUAGCAGGAGACAAGAUGAGGAAGGGGGCCUGGAAAGUGUCUGGCGUGCACGUCCCCCUAGGCUCCUUGUUCUUGGGUGUGGCUGGCUGGGGAGCUGCUGGGCAGGAGGCCAGAUUGCUAGAACUCUCAGCCCCUUUGACGAGGGAAAUUUGUCGACCUCCCAGAAGUUCUGUCCUUCAGCUGAACAGCCACCUCCAACACCUUAACCUUCUCAGCCCCACCCUCACGCCACAGCCGCCAGGAUAAGACAGAGCAUCCUUCCUGUUGCCGGCAGCCUCCUAGCGAGGACGACCGGGCAGCUCUCUGUCUCAGCUUCAAAGACAAAGACAGCUUAGAUUUUUCACGUUAAUGAAAACUCAUCCCAGGCUGUGGCCAUUUCUUCACUCAGGAGUUGACUUUGGCUCUAAGCAACCACCAUAAUGACUGUCGCUGACGGUUAUAGUCUUGAUUAUAAAACUCUAAUGACAGAGACGGGGUGUGGCCGAUGCCUGAAUGAACACCUUGCCCAGGAGCCCCAGGGACAUCCCAGACAUCUGUCAUCUGUUUAAACACAUGGGGCAGCCAGAGACGGGAGUUGAGGGACAGUUCAUCAAGGCCCAGGGUCCCUGUGCGUGUGCUGGCCUCUGGGAGGGCAAGACACCGUCUCAGGGGGACUCCUUCCUCGGGCCCCAGAGCACCCACACGCCCAUUAGCAGAGAGCUGGUAGAGGCCUCAGCAAAGGGCUCUUUUAACUCUCCACCCAGCGAACCCAGUAUGACCAUUCCUUGCCCCGGGGCUGGCGGGAGACCCCGCCUCCUCUGCGUCUGAAGGGGACCCUUUCUGCAGCGCAGAUGGAAGGGCUAUUUAAUGAGGGGCAGCUUGACCCAGACACCCUGCCAAUGCCCAUUGUGUGGCCCCCUGUUGAAUCUUAAAGCCAGCCCCGGGGAGGUGGCUAUUAUCCCAUUUUAUGGGUGAAGAAAGCGAUGCUCAAAGCUAUCCAGGGCCAUCCAGGAAGUUUAAUGUCAGAGUUGGGAUUCGAGCCCAGAACUCCCAACUCCUCAGAUGGGUGCCUUCUCCUUCCCUCAGCUGUCACGCAGACACAGAAAGCUGAGGCAAGCACCGCGCAGAGGGUUUGUGUCAUUAGCAAAAAAAGGGAGGAGGGCAUUUGCACUCUCCUCUCUCCUCCCCGCGCCUCACCCGGUGCCAAGGGCCAGGCCUGCAGGGAGCCUGAGGGGGAGGAAAGCUGGCAGACAUCCUGGUUCCACCUGCGCUCGGGCAGGAAGUGCCAAGGACACAGCAGAUGAGGUGAGGGCCAGAGAGGGGCCCCUUCCCCACUCCAGGACGGCCUGGUCAGGGCUAGUCGGCCCAGGUGGGACUCGGCUUCACAUUGCUCGGGAAAAGCGCCUGUCCUGCAGGCUGGGCUUCUCAGCUGAGUGUCCCAUGUCCCCUCUGUGUUUCAGGAUUGGGAACUUGCUCCGUUUUGCUGAGGUCAUUCUUGGUCAUCAGCCUCACAGCAUCUGGAAGCACCUCCAACGCAAUGUGGCUUUUACAUUUCCUUUUUUUUUUUUUCCUGGUACUAGGAAUACACAACACCAGCUGUUUUAUUAUUAUUUGGGAAGGGGGUAUGAUUUUAUUGUUUGGGGUUUUUUUUAAUGAAAAAUAAAAAGUUAUAUAUUAUAUAUAUAUUAUAUACAUGCAACACACACACCUACACGAACGUGAUGACAAGGGACAGUUUUUAAGAGACUGACAAAACCAGCUGUAAAACAUUGCUGUUUGUAAAUUCAUGUCAUGCAUAAAUGUAUUUAUGUUGUAAAGCUAUUUAUAUUGUUUAUAAAGAGAUAUUUAUAAAAAUUUUAUUUAUGUAACUAAAUGA